AUGUCGUCUCCUCAGAAAUAUCCAGCUUCGCCAGGAACUACAGCGCCUCUGCGGCGUGGCCUCUUCAAAGAUGGUCUUUGGUGUUGUAACUGCCCCGAACGGCCGGUUGCGGUGCGCCGUGAAACUAAGAAGCAGGGACCAAACUUCGGGAAAUGGUUUUGGACUUGCGCACAACCUCCACAUCUCAAAUGCAGCUUCUUCCUGUGGGCAGAUGACGCUGCAAUGCGUGAGCAAGCAACCGUCCUUGCCAACUCUCGAUCCGAACUCGAUCCUAGCCCUCUCACCCCGACAAGGCGUACCCCAGGACGUAUGAACAACGGGCUACUCACUCCACAGACUGACCGCAGAUUUAUCGACACCCCGCAACACAACCUCAAGUCGCCCCCCAAGACAGCUAAGGCCAGAAUGAUAUCAGAAGCGUCGGACGACUUUGGUUGGAACGACAACUCGGAUGAUAAUGAUGAGCUUGUCCAAUUACUCUCUUCCAGCCAGACCGAGAGCUUCAUCUCGCAGCCCAACUUCCAUCCCAAAUCCCCGUUCAAGACCCCCCGCACCGCCGCGGUGACUUCACCCGGCAAGCGCAAACUGGCAGAAGUCACGAAUGAUAAUCCUUCCUACGACCAGUCUGCAACCGCGACACCUUUCUCAUCCCGCUCCUCUCGCGCCGAUAUGCUCCCUCCCUCGUCUGCCGAAUUAUGCAUGACACCCACGCCUAGCAAAUACAACGAUGUACUCUCCGCAGACUCGAAGUUUGACACCUCGGAUCUUGCAAAGAGUAUACUCGAUAUUCUGGAAAAACAUAGUGUUGUUUUGCCGAAUAAAGCGCAUAACGAGGUGGUCUCGCUGCUUAACAGGCAGGACUUGAGGACGCAGGGGAUUAUUCGUGGGCGGGAUAUGACGCGGCUGGCAUUGAAGAAGAAGGAUGACGAAAUUAAAAAGCUGCAAGACCGGGCUAACCUGGAAGCUCAAAGAGAACUGGAUCGUUCUCUUAUUGGGGGGAUGAAACCCUAUUAA
This is a messenger RNA of Penicillium hordei, 1014 nucleotides long. RefSeq lists its product as uncharacterized. The coding region runs from base 1 to 1014 and encodes 337 amino acids. Gene Ontology annotation, molecular function: zinc ion binding. The transcript has 2 exons. The record is from RefSeq and is a predicted model, not a curated record. NCBI's taxonomy places the organism in Eukaryota, Fungi, Ascomycota, Eurotiomycetes, Eurotiales, Aspergillaceae.